This is a messenger RNA of Suillus paluster, 846 nucleotides long. RefSeq lists its product as uncharacterized. The transcript is spliced from 5 exons. The coding region runs from base 113 to 679 and encodes 188 amino acids. NCBI's taxonomy places the organism in Eukaryota, Fungi, Basidiomycota, Agaricomycetes, Boletales, Suillaceae. The record is from RefSeq and is a predicted model, not a curated record.
GGCGUAAGGAGAUCAAAGUCCGUUCGGCAGAGUCCGGUCACAGCCACCUGGAAUUGCCAAAAGGGGUUGGAUAGCUCCUUGGAGUCUGGACUCCCUUGUGAUAGACCUUGCGAUGUCGUCCAGCUUUGCCUCUUCGUUCGCGCCCUAUACCCCACCCCCAGAUGACUCUUCUUAUCGAUUGGCGCCAUCUUCGAGCUCUAAUGCGCGCCCAUGGUUUCCUGUUCACUCAUCCUCACGAGGAAUAGAGAUAUCUUACCAGUCUGGCGGCGUUCCUACAUUUAGCAAUUCAAUAAGCGGGCAUGAGGGUACCCAGGAAGAUGUUCAGCAGAACCAGUGGGAAACAAGUUAUGGGAUGCGUGUGGACGUCCUAUCAGCCUUCGCAUAUAUAUGGGGCCCAAUCUCAGCUUUGAUAUUACUUGUGCUGGAAACUCAUAAUGAUUAUGUCCGGUUUCAUGCCUACCAAUCUGCCUUGCUAAUGACACCUCUACUAUUGGUGCGCAUAUUCGCACCGCUACUUGGUUUUCCUUCAUGGGUGCAGUCAUUCCUCACCAUUGUAUUCGCGCUUUCCGCGCUUUUCAUGGCCGUACGAGCGUAUCUUGGAGCUUCGCGCGAAAGUCUUGCACGUUAUCAUCUCCCAAAAAUUGGGCCCCUCGCUGAGAGAUGGGUGUUUGAGGAAUGAGCUGCCCUCCCACAGCGACAUCAUGCACGUGUACCGGAAUCGCGCCCUUUAUCUACGUAGUAUUAAUACUUAUGGAGCUCACUUUCAGUCGGGACUCGUAUUUCAUACAGCAAACGGAUUCAAGACAUCCUUGUACAUUGUAAUCAAAGCCCACAUGAUAAUGGACA